AUGACCCCUACCAAGCUGGAAGAGGUCGCGCCGAAGCGGAAGAAUGCCAAAACCGAUGGCGCGAAGAGUCGCAACAACACGAGCGAGAUCAAGACGGAGCUCGACAACAAUCGCGACGACAAGGGCGAUGCUAUGCCAAAGCGCAAGAACAACAUCUCGGUGUCCCAAGGCGCCAAAGGCCAACAAGAUGCAGCUGUGGACUUGUUCAACGCUUUCCUUCGGUCGACGAAUCAGUCGUGGCAGCACGUCAAAGCGACUUGGAAAUUGAUGAAGGUCGCCGAGAACACCGGCGAAGAGCGUCCGAAGCCUGAUAUCUACGACGUACUCGAAGAAUUCGCCAAGUUCUUGUACAACUACGACACUGCAAAAGCACGCAACGCGAACCGCUGCUUUUCUAGUCAAACAGCAGACAACUACUUGUCUCAGGCCAAGACCACAUUGAUGCAGCACUUGGGUCCAUUGGACCAAACUCGGUGCUCGGCCAUUCGUAACUCCAUGAAGAAGAUCUUCGUUGAGCGUGAAAUUUUAAUCCUCUCGCCACCGAGUCCUCUCGUGUUUUCGAUCAUCAAGAUGAAGGACCUUUCACCCGAAGUUGACGGCACUCAGGCAUAUUCGCAGCUUGAUGCCAAGCUGCGCGGCGUAACAGACGAUGCUGAUGAAGAAGGCACUGAAGAAGCAAGCGGCGAUACCACCGCGAUCCACGAGAAGGUCCGAAAGCGACCAUCAAUUGCGCAGCAUAUCAAUGCCGAGCUCAAGAAGCUUCAGGCCAAGUUUGACGCCAAUUUCGACAAUGCGACCCAUCGGGGUCUCGAAGAUCGACACUUGACGCCAGGUAUGGCGUAA
This is a messenger RNA of Saprolegnia parasitica CBS 223.65, 843 nucleotides long. RefSeq lists its product as hypothetical. NCBI's taxonomy places the organism in Eukaryota, Oomycota, Saprolegniomycetes, Saprolegniales, Saprolegniaceae. The record is from RefSeq and is a predicted model, not a curated record. The coding region runs from base 1 to 843 and encodes 280 amino acids. The transcript has 6 exons.